Molecule: messenger RNA, 9020 nt
Organism: Pseudophryne corroboree (corroboree frog)
Lineage: Eukaryota; Metazoa; Chordata; Amphibia; Anura; Myobatrachidae
Gene: PTPRA
Product: protein tyrosine phosphatase receptor type A
Exons: 23
Coding region: 489-2930 (813 amino acids)
Biological process (GO): protein dephosphorylation
Molecular function (GO): protein tyrosine phosphatase activity
Source: RefSeq, a predicted model, not a curated record
CCCAGCCCCCGGGAUCUGCAGCCCUCCCAGUCCUCCGUGCCCAGGCAGCAGCAACAUGGCGGACAGCAGCACAGGGCUCUAGCCGGAGAGACCCCACCUUCCCAGCCUACCUCCCCGGGGCAGAGGGCAGCCAUGAGGCGGCAGUGAGGAGCUGCAGCCCGGGAUCUGCCUGGCAGCACCCAUCUGGCUGCUCUGCAACUUCCCUGGGAGGAGAUCGCACGGCAGCAGCAGCCUGGAGGGAGAGAGACACCAUCCCUUCCCCGCCGGACCACUGGCUCCCCUGUAGCAUCGGAUCACCCCCUGCUGAACCGGAUCACUGGAUAACCCCCCUUCUUCUGCACCGGAUCCCUCCAGAUCGCUGGAUCCCCGCUGCACCGGAUCCCGCCCAGGGGCUGAGGGUGUGAAGAGCGUGGGCCUGACAGAUGGUUCUUUAUGGAAACUGGUGGCUCUGAGGACAGGCGGCUGACGCGGUUCUUCCUCUAAGAGACAUGGAUUCCUGGCACGUGCUCCUGGUGUGGGUGUGUUCUUUGUCAUGCCUGGUCGCUGACAACACUACCACAGUUGCCCCCGCAGCGCCGAACAUUACAUCCGGCCCCACGCGCCAGAUCCCCCGUGUAGUGCCCAGCACAGACAUCAACGUCGGCUCUGACACCGGAGACACGAAUUUGACGUCUGCCCUCACAACCACAGCUGCCGUCAUCCUCGCACCUACACUGAACGUCACAGACAGCAUCUCCGGCUUCAGCCCCGCCAGCAAUGACACGGACGCCAGCAAUCACACCUUGUCCAACAACACCACCGCACCUGCAACCACCGUUCUUUUUGCCGGAGGAACAAGCGCCUCCGUUGUGCCCGUUACAGAUAUAACGACAACAGCUGACGAUUUCCUGGAACUGACGACCACUUUGAAAGUCUCGACUGACGACAUGGUCACUCCCACAGGGGGAACAGAAAAAGGUCAAGAUGAAACCCCCAUUAUUGCCGUCAUGGUGGCGCUCUCCUCUCUGCUGAUUAUUGUGUUUAUCAUCAUAGUGCUUUACAUGCUGAGGUUUAAGAAGUAUAAGCAGGCCGGGAGUCACUCCAACUCCUUCAGGUUGUCGAACGGCCGCGCUGAUGACAUGGAACCUCAGAGCAUGCCGCUUCUGGCGAGAUCGCCCAGCACCAACCGCAAGUAUCCGCCGCUGCCUGUGGAUAAGCUGGAGGAAGAGAUUAACCGCAGAAUGGCCGACGACAAUAAGCUGUUCCGGGAGGAGUUUAACGCUCUUCCUGCCUGUCCGAUCCAAGCAACAUGUGAGGCUGCCUCAAAGGAGGAGAACAAGGAAAAGAACAGAUACGUCAAUAUAUUACCUUAUGACCAUUCCAGGCUUCACUUGAGUCCUAUUGAAGGCGUCCCAGAUUCCGACUACAUUAACGCCUCUUUUAUAAAUGGCUACCAAGAGAAGAAUAAGUUUAUAGCUGCACAAGGGCCGAAAGAGGAGACUGUAAAUGAUUUCUGGAGAAUGAUCUGGGAGCAGAAUACAGCAACCAUUGUCAUGGUCACAAAUUUGAAAGAAAGGAAGGAGUGUAAAUGUGCACAAUACUGGCCAGACCAGGGGUGCUGGACGUACGGCAAUAUCCGUGUGUCGGUAGAAGAUAUGACCGUAUUGGUGGAUUACACUGUGCGCAAGUUCUGCAUCCAACAGGUCGGGGAUGUCACAAAUAAGAAGCCGCAGCGCCUCGUCACACAGUUCCACUUUACCAGCUGGCCUGAUUUCGGGGUGCCUUUUACUCCCAUAGGGAUGCUCAAAUUCCUGAAGAAGGUGAAGACCUGCAACCCGCAGUACGCUGGGGCCAUAGUAGUACACUGCAGCGCCGGGGUGGGCCGCACCGGAACGUUCAUAGUCAUAGACGCCAUGUUGGAUAUGAUGAAUGCAGAGAAAAAGGUGGACGUUUACGGAUUUGUUAGUCGGAUCCGGGCUCAGCGCUGUCAGAUGGUACAGACAGAUAUGCAGUACGUAUUCAUUUACCAAGCACUGCUGGAACACUAUCUGUACGGGGACACGGAGCUGGAAGUCACCUCGCUAGAGACACACCUCCAGAAGUUGUACAAUAAGAUCCUUGGGGCCAGCAGCAAUGGUCUCGAGGAAGAGUUCAAGAAAUUAACGUCCAUUAAGAUUCAGAACGACAAGAUGCGGACGGGGAAUCUACCGCCAAACAUGAAGAAAAACCGCGUCCUUCAGAUAAUCCCAUAUGAAUUCAACCGGGUCAUCAUCCCCGUGAAGAGAGGGGAAGAGAACACAGACUAUGUAAAUGCCUCCUUUAUCGAUGGGUAUAGACAAAAGGACUCGUAUAUUGCAAGUCAGGGUCCAUUGCGCCAUACCAUAGAGGAUUUCUGGAGAAUGAUUUGGGAGUGGAAAUCCUGUUCUAUUGUCAUGUUAACAGAGCUGGAGGAGAGGGGACAGGAGAAGUGCGCACAGUAUUGGCCGUCAGACGGCAACAUGUCCUUUGGCGACAUAACCAUAGAGCUGAAGAAAGAGGAGGAGUGUGACAGCUACACGGUGCGAGAUCUUCUGGUCACCAACACCAGGGAGAACAAAGCCCGUCAGAUCAGACAGUUCCACUUUCACGGGUGGCCGGAGGUUGGGAUUCCCACCGAUGGGAAGGGAAUGAUAAAUAUCAUCGCAGCUGUGCAGAAACAGCAGCAACAAUCUGGGAAUCACCCAAUCACCGUACACUGCAGUGCCGGCGCCGGGAGGACGGGGACGUUCUGCGCUCUCAGUACAGUGCUGGAGAGAGUGAAAGCGGAGGGGAUUCUAGACGUUUUUCAAACAGUGAAAAGCUUGAGGUUACAGAGGCCACAUAUGGUCCAGACACUGGAGCAGUACGAAUUCUGCUACAGAGUGGUGCAGGAAUAUAUUGACGCAUUCUCGGAUUAUGCCAACUUCAAAUAAAACCAAGGGGAGGAUGCGACUGUGGCCUUUAAUAUUUUGUAAUAUUCUAUUUGUUAAUAUAUCUAGAUCAGUGUAUAUAUCUUAACUGUUUUAGAGGAUUGGUACAAUGUGCUUUAUAUUAGCUGGACAUUUUAUAUGUAGCAAAGUGAAUAGUGCCGAUAGCCAUUUAGGUUUUGUUUUUCUCAUUAUUAUUUGAAUACAGUAGCUUGAUGUUUGGAUAUUAUAUAUAUAUAUAUAUAUAUAUAUAUAUAUAUAUAUAUCCUCUCCAUCUGCACAUAGACCUGCUGCCCAUUAGGAAAAGCCUUUGGAGACUGUUGUAGAAAGAUCUAUAGGAUACACAGCAGCAUAUAAUCGCAUUUACUGCCGUUCCAAACACUUCUAAUUCUGUAAAUAAAUAUAUAAAUAGAAAUUAUAUAAUAGAUUUUUGUAUUAAAAAUAAAAAAAUAAUUAAGAAAUAACAUAAACCUUUUAGUCUUGCAAUUAUUGCUGCACGGCUGUGGCCGUUUGCGCUGCUGGCAAGGCCUAAAUUUGUGGCGGGUUCUUCUACAGCAGGUAAAGGGUUAAACAAGCCUUUAAUGCAAUGUAGGUCUCCGGGGCGGGUAGGGGGUUUGUUGUUUAUAACCUGAAUAUGCUGCUCUGUAUCACAUAGUGCUAAUUACUACUGUACAUUCCAAGGUCUCAGUAAUACCCAACCUUCUAUCUCUGACUGGUCAGCUACUUCAUAAGUCCUGCUCAAAAUGGCUCUGCAUUAAAAUGUGUUGAUUCUGUAACUGAUCAAAGGCAGCCAUUUUGUGUGCUGAACUAAUGGUUAUAAGAAAGCAGCCUCUCCGGGGCCUGGGAAACAGUGACAUGGCACAGAGUUCCUCAUGCUUUAGGUAUAUCACGGAUUCUUAAAGAUUUCUUACCAACGUUGGUUAUGUCCACAAAAUGGCUGCCCUAUGCCGAGAGAGGUCACAUAAACAUUGGGUCCACGCUUAAAAUGGUUGCCAUUCCAGUGUGUAGACUGGCUGGAUAAGAUGAUAAACAUGUUUUUGUCACAGACUCAACCUCUUUGGUCAGAUUCCUGAACUAUGGCCAUCCAUUAUCUUCAGGCUAAUUGUCAGAUGUUAGUUUGACCUUCCGCCAGUCACGUGUAGAACGACCAGCCAAAGGCAUUCCUAAUAUCAUUAGCAAUGGCUAGAUCCAUGGACCGUAAUAAAGCCUAAUAUUGGCCGGUUUGGUUGGCGGGCACCGAAAUCCUUUUGCUACCCACCACAGUCAAAAUGUUUUUAUACAUGAAUGGUUUUUUUUUUUUUUUUCUUUCUUUUUGUGGCGCUUGUUUCAUAUGUUUACUUUUCAUUUCCUAAAUUGUCUUAUACUUAAAGUAUCGGUGAUGACAAUAAAAAAAAAAAAAAGAAUGUAGUGCCAAUGUACAGAAUUGUGGCCGGGGUUCCUAAUGUGUGUAUGCCAGAGUGUUAUUUAAGAGAGUUGUCGCCCACUCCAACCCUGGGCACUUACCCGAUUGCAGCCGGCGCUACCAGAAAGGGCAGUGGAAGAGAUCUAAACUGCCACCAUGGCUCCAUAUCAAUUACUUGCAGUAAUAUUACAUCAUCGGUGGCGCAGAGCGAUGUGGCUGGCACCAGGUAACUGUCGGGGUACCAGGGUUGGUGAGUACUCUAUGGGAGGUCUAGAAGACGAAGGGCACUUUGUCAGAUAUAGAGGUUUAUCAUCUUAUACGUUGGCUUCCUCCUUCUAGGCUCCAUAAAUGUAUUGGUAUGUAACCAAAAUUAAUCUGCACCAAAACAUAAUGUAAAAGGAGGAUACUGAAUACACAGUCAUGUCCAUAUACAAAAGGUCCAUAGCGAUGAGUGACCACCUGUCCAGACACAUAACUAGUAAAUAACUUGUCCAUACCGAAGAGUGACCACCUGACCAGACACAACUUGCCCAUAGCAAGGGGUGACCACCUGACCAGACGGGUCCGGCCCCAACCCGACCAAACACAUAACUUGUCCAUAAUGGGGAGUAACCACCUGCCCAAACUCCUAACUUUGCUGGGGGGUUUUUCAUUGGCUCUGCAAGCCCUUACGGCAGAGAACUUUUGGUGUACCCAGUCAUGACAGAUAUGGAAUUGGCUUGCUGUCCCCAUCUUUGUGGUGUUGGGAUUGCUAAGGACCACUAAACUGGACAACCGAGGUACCUGCUAUUCCUAAUAAACACACCAUCUGAAUGGGCCACCACCUGUGAUAAUUCUUAAUUAAGAAACUGAUGAUUGAAUUGUAAAGAGAGAAAAAAGUGGUAAGAUGUAUGAAUAAAAUAGCACACCCUGAUAAUUAUUUGCUCUGCUGUGGAAGCUGGUACAGGAAAUGGAAUUAAAAUCCUAGCACUUCACAACAUGUGGUCUUCUGCUAGCUGGGAAUGCGUGUUAUGGUUGGCUAAUACACCCACAUGUUAUUGUGGGGAGCUGGAUUCUUUGGGGGCAGUGUAGACCUUUCAUUUACAAAUUUGCAAAAGUACAAGCCCACAGCGCAGAUUCUCUUGUGACAUCAGUGUCAUUCUUUUGUGAAAAUGCUCCAUUUUUACAGGGAGACAUGGAUUUUUGGGCCAAGAUGGCACAUGAAGGCGAAAGGUACACCGUUGUGUGGUUGGGGAACCUUUCUUGCAGUGGUGCUCGUAAUGUGCAAACUGAAUGUGCCUAAAUUUGCACAAACAUGCAAAAAAAAGAUUUAGUUAUGGGGGAUUGAGAUUAUUUCAGUAAAAUGGUUAGUAAAGAAACCGCUUACUAGGUGGUUCCCUGCUGCGCACGGCCCUUUUCUCCAGUGCCGGGAAUAGUUUCCAGCUGCGUUUUUGCAGAAAAGUGCUCUUCAUACAUUAGCCUUAAAACAAAAGGUGCCACGUAUAACAAACAGCUCGUAAUGAACCUCAGCCAGACUGCAUUUAAGACUUACAAGUAUAAAUGAAUAAUUGGGGGUGUUACGUGAUCUGAUAAAUAUGGUCAGAAGUUUCGGGGGCACCUCAGCUUGUAUAUCCAGCAACCGAGAAGCUGUGUGGAUCCCCUUCAGGAAUGUUAGUCUUUGGGCAACAUCCCCCCCCCCACCCCCCAUAUUUAGGAAGUCGCUGUCACACGCGCCUUGAUGUGUGAAUCCCAAGUUCGUCUUUUGGUCAAUAUCACCUCAAAUGUAUUCCAUCAAUUCUCUGAUCUGUUUACAUCUCACUCCACCUCUGACCACGAGUUGACAGCGGGAUUUCCGUGUCACCGAGCGUCUAUAUUGACGAAAGUUCACCAGAAAUCCAAUUGUUAACCCUGAAGCGGAACAGACAGCUAUAAUUAUCCUGCUGAAUUAGACGUGCUUAGUGAUGUUCUGGAUUAUUUGCCAAAUGCUUCGUCUAUGCAGCCCAGGAAAUCGGUGCUGAGGGAAAAAGUCUACUUGUUGGAAGUCUGCUUUCAUUAAUCGCUGGCAAUGGCUUUUCUGUUUUUUACCUCUUUUACUGUUUAUUGGUUUGUAGAAUCCUCUUUUGAUACGGUUUUUCUUGUAAAAUUAUCAUGUAUUAUUGCAUCGUUAAUUGGCUAGUGUCAUGUAGUGCAUUAUUGCAACAUAUUGCUGUCACAGCAGCCAUUUUGUCAGCUUAGCAGUAUUCCGGAGAAAACAGCCAAUCUGUUUACUAGGAAUCCAACCGUGGAGAGCGAUAAACUACCAACCAACCAGCUCCUAACUGCCAUUUUCGAAACACAGCCUGUAACAUGGCAGUUAGGAGCUGAUUGGAUUGUACUUUUAUCUUUCUCCAAACCUUGAUUCAUCUCCCCCUAAGUCACUGAAGAAUUCCUCCGGACACUGCAAUCAUUAAGUGACAGGUGCAUAAUUAUAUAAUGCCUUAAUAAGUUUCACAUUUAAAGCCAAAACAUUGCCUUUUAUCUUCUGGGGAAAAAAAGUUUACACCUCUCACUUCAGAUAAGUUUUUCCAAGUUCUGUAAGCAUUUUUGUAUUAUUUUUGUACUUUUGAAACAUUGACACGUAAAUGGGGUGUGAGAAUCAGAAAAUGGGAGAUUUCGCCUGUUUUUUUUAAAGUGGCAAUCAUUUACAUGGUAAAACCAGGUUGAUUUUGCGGUGCAAAUGAUUGCCACUUUUAAACAAACAAGGGAAAUCUCCCAAAAUCUCUCACUUUCUGAUUCUCACACCCUAUUACAUUUCCCCGUUGUCUUUUCACACGUACAUCUCUGUGCUUUGGUUUGUGUCUACAAAUUGGAGUAAAUGUUCCCGUGCUUAUUGUCCUCAUUCAAAGAUUUCUAAAUUCCAGCAUUAAAUUAACAUUGGCCCUCAUUCCGAGUUGUUCGCUCGGUAUUUUUCAUCGCAUCGCAGUGAAAAUCCGCUUAGUACGCAUGCGCAAUGUUCGCACUGCGACUGCGCCAAGUAACUUUACUAUGAAGAAAGUAUUUUUACUCACGGCUUUUUCUUCGCUCCGGCGAUCGUAAUGUGAUUGACAGGAAAUGGGUGUUACUGGGCGGAUACACGGCGUUUCAGGGGCGUGUGGCUGAAAACGCUACCGUUUCCGGAAAAAACGCAGGAGUGGCCGGGGAAACGGUGGGAGUGCCUGGGCGAACGCUGGGUGUGUUUGUGACGUCAACCAGGAACGACAAGCACUGAAAUGAUCGCACAGGCAGAGUAAGUCUGGAGCUACUCUGAAACUGCUAACUCGUUUGUAAUCGCAAUAUUGCGCGUACGUCGGUCGCAAUUUUAAGAAGCUAAGAUUCACUCCCAGUAGGCGGCGGCUUAGCGUGUGUAACUCUGCUACAUUCGCCUUGCGAGCGAACAACUCGGAAUGAGGGCCAUUGUACAUUUUUGUGCACAUGCUCCGAUGAUACAUUUUUGGAAAAUUGCUUUUGUGCCAUAGUGGAACUGGUUCUCCUUUCACUGAUGCAAUCAAAAGAUCAGAAUUACAAAAUGAAAUUGUACAACUGUAUUUUCUUUGAUUGCAUCAUAGUUUGGUGAUUUUUUUUAUUUUUACUGUGUUUAAUUCAUUUGUAUAGUAUUUUUUGUGUGUAUAUAAUUAUUAUUGUUUUUUUAUAGCAUUUUUUUUUUUUCUGCGUCCUUAUCUACUGUAUAAAAAGAUAAUGCUCCUUGGCAGAAUUUUGUCAGAACCAGCAUUUUCUGCUGCGGGGUCCACUGGGCUCCACAAGGAUUCACAUCGGGGUGCAGAGUAGGAUCUUGAUCCGAGAAACCAACAGAGACGGGUUAUAGAGGAGGCGGCGCUGUGCAUCUUGGGAACAGUCAAAAGCUUUGAGCCUGUUGGUGCCUCGGAUCAAGAUCCUACUCUACACCCCGAUGUGAAUCCUUGUGGAGCCCAGUGUACCUCGCAGAAAGAGAUAUUUAACAACGGUAAGUUCUUACCAUAAAUCUUGUUUUUUCUUUUGAACGUUCGGGCUUAAAUUAAUUAAUUAACUUGAUAGCGUGCAGAUAAAUUUACUGCAUCCCUUUGAAGCGCAGACUUCCUUUCCUUAUGAAACUAUGCACUUGUCUUACUUCAGGUCCAGUUUACAGUACGACUUUAAAAAUGGUGCUCUGUGAUUGACAUUACCAGCCUAACCACUGGGUUUUCCCGUAGACAUAUUGCUCCUCAGUACCUUCUGCAACAUAUAAAUUAGUUUGGUGAAAUUAAAGGGUUCCUGACGCAGACUGAGGCAGCUGCUUUGCAGAUUACAUGAAUUGAUUCAGUGGUGACAUCACAUAUGAGGUACCACGUGAUGUCACUAAUUCUGACAAAACGGCUGUCUCCCACUGCAAUUAUUGGAUUGCUCCUCUUUUAACUAUUAAGCCAAUUUAUUUUAUUUUUUUAAAGUUUAAGAAAUGGACCAAAACUAAUUUCCAAUCCGCUUCCCUCUUGGAGUUGAGUUCUUCUGCUUAGCGGAUCUGAGACUCCACCAUGUACCAUGUGACCCGCAGCUUGGUUUUACACUGUGGUUUUUUUAAAUGUACAUCGCCCUGCUCAUUAAUCCAAACGUCGGUCGAUGCUAUCAUUGCUGUAAAUAGGCUUGGUCAGUUCCUGAUUUUUGGGAAGUUGGUCAGGCUGUAGGUUUUACUCUGAAAUAAAUGUGCUCAUUCCAAAAGAAGAAAA